AUGGCGCAUCUGCUAUGUGCAGCAGACAUUCGGAUGGUCCUGACCUUGGCUGCCCUGGCCGAUGCACAUGAUGAGCACAUGCUCAUUGUCAGGCUGGCUGACAAAGAGGAUGUGGAUGGCGUCAUGUUUCAGGAAGAGCUUUUCCGGACCUUGCUGGAGAAGCAGCCACUUAUUCUUCAGAAGGAUGAUGGACGGCUGAAGAAGCUGGGAGGACAUGACCAAUGCAAUGGUAUGGUGCUGCGGGAAAUCUUGGCCCGCAUGCAUAACUGGGUUCAGCUUGUGAAAGACGUCAUAAAAGCUGAACUACCUGCCUUUGAAGCCUUUGCUAGUAUGUCUUCCCUCCUCCAGCUGAGCAAAUCGGCUUCUUCUGAGAAUGACGAGCCCCUGACAAUGCGAGACUUGAAGAAGUCUGCUGAAAGUAUGUCAUCCCUUCUGAAGACAAACCCUGUUGCCUAG
Symbiodinium necroappetens is the source of this 456-nucleotide messenger RNA. NCBI's taxonomy places the organism in Eukaryota, Dinophyceae, Suessiales, Symbiodiniaceae. The record is from the annotation of a GenBank genome assembly.